Messenger RNA from Anisakis simplex (herring worm), 312 nucleotides. The record is from the annotation of a GenBank genome assembly. NCBI's taxonomy places the organism in Eukaryota, Metazoa, Nematoda, Chromadorea, Rhabditida, Anisakidae.
AUGGUUUGGCUUUUCGGUGGGGGUUACUAUUACGGUAGUCCGUCGUUGCUGCUUUACGAUGGUAAAGCGCUGGCGUUGACUGGCAAUGUGGUUGUGGUGAAUAUCAACUAUCGAGUUGGGCCUUUUGGCUACCUGUAUCUUGAUCAUGAGGAUGCACCUGGCAAUAUGGGUAUGCUCGAUCAGGUCAGUUAUAUCCCUUAUCCGUUAAGGAUAAUUCCCAAGCAGGGAAAGCCUCAGCAGUAUAGAACAUGCAGUAGCAGCUCCGAAACUGGAAAUUUUGCUCACGAGAAAUGGAAUAAGGCAUGUGUAUGA